Messenger RNA from Synchiropus splendidus (mandarinfish), 589 nucleotides. RefSeq names its product cyclic AMP-responsive element-binding protein 1-like. Gene Ontology annotation, cellular component: nucleus; transcription regulator complex. The transcript has 4 exons. The coding region runs from base 82 to 393 and encodes 103 amino acids. Gene Ontology annotation, molecular function: RNA polymerase II cis-regulatory region sequence-specific DNA binding; DNA-binding transcription factor activity, RNA polymerase II-specific. The record is from RefSeq and is a predicted model, not a curated record. Lineage: Eukaryota; Metazoa; Chordata; Actinopteri; Syngnathiformes; Callionymidae. Gene Ontology annotation, biological process: regulation of transcription by RNA polymerase II.
ACAAACGUGCUUCUUUCCAUUGUGUUGCGCUCAGAAGUGCGUCAUUUAACAAUCCGUAUUGUUAUUGACUUCGCCACUGAAAUGUCGAAUAAACGAGACCUACCUUCUGAGAUCAAGUGGGAGGACAGAGAUGUCCAGAGCAACUAUCAUAUAUGUCCAGGGUAUCACGGUGAAGUUGUCGUCCCGGACUCCCAUUAUUUACUCGAUGCCUCGCAGAAGAGAGCAGAUCGUUUGAUGAAGAACAGGAAAGCUGUUCAAGAGUUUCGGCAACGGAAGAAAAGGUACAUUGAAACCCUCGAAUCUCGUGCUGCCAAGCUCCAAAAGGAGAACGAGGCUUUGGUGGAGGAGCUUGAAGCCUUGAAGAGCAAACAUGGAUUUAAAUUAAACAUUUGAAAAGUCUUUUGUUGGAAAACGUGUCCAAUUUUGUUGAAUAAUAAACACAAAUGCAUGUAGUUGGUUGAGUACAGAGGUAGUAAGCCAGAUUAUUGAGUCCAGACUGUGGGAGAAAGAUUCACAUUUAUCAUAAAUAGAUAAAGCAUCGUAGGUUAAAAAAGUAAUACAAGAGACAGAAACAAGGUGCAAGAAAAUG